Messenger RNA from Peronospora matthiolae, 126 nucleotides. The record is from the annotation of a GenBank genome assembly. NCBI's taxonomy places the organism in Eukaryota, Oomycota, Peronosporomycetes, Peronosporales, Peronosporaceae.
AUGCUCUUGACGGAGGUUCCUGAGGGCACAUCUGAAGCGCAAUCGCCUAUACGAGAUGCGUUCAAGUUCUCCGUAGAUUUGAUUACGAGUGCGAACCCCGAGGCGCACAAUUUCGGACCCAUGUGA